Messenger RNA from Nakaseomyces glabratus, 972 nucleotides. It is a transcript of the gene ARC35, whose product is annotated as Arc35p. Gene Ontology annotation, cellular component: Arp2/3 protein complex; actin cytoskeleton. The record is from RefSeq and is a predicted model, not a curated record. Lineage: Eukaryota; Fungi; Ascomycota; Saccharomycetes; Saccharomycetales; Saccharomycetaceae. Gene Ontology annotation, biological process: actin filament polymerization; Arp2/3 complex-mediated actin nucleation. Gene Ontology annotation, molecular function: actin filament binding; structural constituent of cytoskeleton.
AUGUUACAUCUGCAGCCUGCUAACCUUUUGAUCCAAAAGACCUUAUUUGAGGCGCUCGAUGCGAAUGCUAAGGGUACUCCGUUGACCUUAGAUAGAAUUAUCUCUGAUUUUGACUACACGACGUUUCAUGUCUCCAACACUCCUGACAACAAGUCCAUCUUGUUGUUGAGUGUUAGAACCAAGGCUUGGCAAAGUAUAUUACAAGGUGGUGAUUUACUAACCUUUCUACAAGGCAAGUAUGCAAACACGCAAGGUGUCUCGGUUGCCAAUGCUGUUGAGCCAGGGUUUGACUACACUUUACAAAUUGACAUUGGGUCCCUGAAUGAAGAAGCUAUCAAGAGGUGCUCUAUUUUGAAGACUCUCGUUCUAAGUUUCCCAUUCCAUCAGGCUUUUGAAGAGUUUCACCAAUUGAACAACCAACCGAUCCCUGAGGGCUCUGUGGUCGAGUCUCAAAAUGUCCAUGUUAUCAAGUAUAGAGACGAUGAAAACAUCUUUGUGAAGGCUGCAAGUGAUCGUGUCACCGUUAUCUUUGAGACUAUUUUCCAAGAUGAAACAGACAAGAUUUUGGGUAAAGUGUUCUUACAGGAGUUCGUAGACGCAAGAAAGAGAAACCGCGGUAUCCAGUCCGCUCCACAGGUACUAUUCUCUCAUGAACCACCACUAGAGAUCCAAUCAGUGGCACAGAAUCAAAACACACAAGGUAAGCACGACAGUAGGAGGUUCAUCACAUUUGUGCUCUUCCCACGUCAUUUCCAAACCGAGGAGUUGCAAUUCACCUCUGUGUCCCAAUUAACAUUGUUCAGAAACUACUUCCACUACCAUAUCAAGUGUUCUAAAGCUUAUAUGCACUCCAGAAUGAGAUACAGAGUCGACACAUUUGUGAAGGUGCUAAACAGAGCAAAGGUCGACGAAGAAGAUGACAACGAAGAUUCAAAUAGAAGAACAAUCACCGGAAGAAAAAUGGUGUACUAA